Messenger RNA from Formica exsecta, 1367 nucleotides. RefSeq names its product mitochondrial coenzyme A transporter SLC25A42 (gene DPCoAC). The transcript is spliced from 6 exons. NCBI's taxonomy places the organism in Eukaryota, Metazoa, Arthropoda, Insecta, Hymenoptera, Formicidae. Bases 215 to 1279 code for a protein of 354 amino acids. The record is from RefSeq and is a predicted model, not a curated record. Gene Ontology annotation, biological process: transmembrane transport.
AGUUUCGAGUUUCGAGUCCGCAGUUUGCAGACUGUCGCGGACGUGGUCAGGUUUAGGAAUGCAAUGUGAUUUGUUUCGAGACAACGUUAUUAUCAUUCAGGAUUACAAGACAACAAGUGCUUAUUUUAUCCUGGUUCACGUACGUCAGCGAUACGAAAAGUGAGACGACGAUCUAUAUGAGAGAUCAUCGGUAACGGAGUAACAAACACCAGAGAUGAGCGGACAUGCGACCCGUCCUGGCGAUCCCGGUGGUCAAGUGGUUCUCGAACACUGCAUUCAAGUUGCUGUGCUGCCGAUCGCUGGAAAACACGUCUCGUCAACAUCGCCUGCCACAUCGGUUCCAAUGGAGAGGCAAGAUGUGGAUAUCACGAACAAGCAGAAAAAAUGCAGCGGAAAAGAGAUUUCGAAUACUCAAAGAGUCUGGACGAGCUUAGUAUCUGGCGCAGUAGCAGGCGCUCUGGCGAAGACCACGAUAGCGCCGUUAGACCGCACGAAGAUCAAUUUUCAGAUCUCGAAACAGCCCUACUCGGCCAGAGCGGCGAUAGGUUUCUUGAGCAAAGCGUUGCGUACCGAAGGUCUCCUCAGCUUAUGGCGUGGAAAUAGUGCUACCAUGAUUAGGAUCGUGCCAUAUUCUGCGGUGCAGUUUACGGCACACGAACAGUGGAAGAGAAUCCUGAGGGUGAAUGGCGCGGAGAGAAAAAAGCCAUGGGCGAGUUUUUUGGCUGGUGCCCUUGCAGGCGUCACGUCGCAGACCAUGACUUAUCCGUUGGACCUGAUGCGGGCGAGAAUGGCGGUGACUCUGAAGGCCGAAUAUAAGACUCUACGGCAGGCAUUUUCGCGAAUCUACAAAGAGGAGGGAAUUCUCGCGUAUUAUCGUGGCUUCACCGCUACGCUUCUCGGCGCAAUCCCUUAUGCCGGGUGCAGCUUCUUCACAUACGACAUGUUGAGAUACUUACUGACUGUGUACACGGUGACUAUUCCGGGAUUCUCGACCUCACUCAUUUGCGGUGGCAUCGCUGGAAUGGUCGGUCAGACAAGCAGCUACCCACUGGACAUUGUGCGGCGGAGAAUGCAGACAUCGGCGAUCAAGGGCCAGCAUUAUCAUACGAUUACAUCGACUAUCACGAAGAUUUACACGGAGGAAGGAAUAAUGGCUUUUUACAAAGGCUUAAGCAUGAAUUGGGUUAAAGGUCCCAUUGCAGUUGGAAUCAGCUUUGCUACGCAUGAUACAAUACGGGACGCACUAAGGAAAGUCAUUUGUGAAGAUAGUGAUACAUAGAACUAAUAGAUAAUAGAAUAAAUAUUGGAAAGCUGCCGUUAUAAUAUUACGGAAUAAUAAUUGUUAAUUAUAAUUAUAAAUAUAUAAU